This is a messenger RNA of Strongylus vulgaris, 831 nucleotides long. Lineage: Eukaryota; Metazoa; Nematoda; Chromadorea; Rhabditida; Strongylidae. The record is from the annotation of a GenBank genome assembly.
AUGUCGUCCCUUCUUUCGCGCGCAGGUAUGACCGCUGGCAGCAAGCGAGUGAAACGGAAAAGAGAUGCCGUGAAAGCAGCUGGCGAACUCUGCUCAAUUGGUACCGUUCCGAUUUUGUGUAUAUCUUCCGUGACUGGUGCUGGCCUGGGCCUUUUUCGCUGUUUCUUGAAUGUACUACCACCAACAGGAACAACUGGAUCUAGACUACAGCUGGCUUCGCAGCCUCCGCUUUUUACGGUCGAAGAGGUGUUCAAUGUGCCACAUGUUGGGACUGUUGUCGGUGGUAUGCUUUCGGAAGGUCGAUUACAGGAAGGUGAUCCCGUUUUAUUAGGACCGUACAAGGAUGGAAGCUUUGAAAAGGCUUAUAUCGGUUCGAUUAGACGUAGUCGACAACCAGUGCAAGCAGUAUUGCCAGGUGAAGCUGUCAGUAUUGCUUUGAACAGGCGUUCGAAGGGAUCUCUCCCUCUAAGAAGGGUAUGUUUUUGUUCCAAUAUUUUUAUUGACCUUGAUUUUUUUGGCGUUCAGGGAAUGGUUCUAUUGUCGGCUUCAGUUAAGCCCACAUGUUGCCGUCGAUUUGUAGCAUCGCUGUUUUUGCUAUCUCAUCCUACUCGACAUCUUUGUACUGGCUUCCAAGCAACAGUGUACAUUGGUUCUGUUCGACAAACUGCAGCCAUUGUGGACAUCGAUCGGCCUUCGCUUGAACAAGGAAAAUGGGCUACUGUAAUGUUUGAACUCAUGAGCAGUCCAGAGUAUAUUCGUCCCUCUACUCCGCUCAUAUUUCGGCAGGGAAAAACUAAAGGAAUGGGAGAAGUUCUAGAACUUAUCAGCUGA